CAGCGACAACUCCACCAGGUUCCUAAACACCUACUGAACAUAAGGUUUUUGUGCCCGUGGCGGGACUGUGGACAGCUUAUUAGAAAAAAAAAAACCCGUCACAUUCGAGAAACCCACCUAGAGCACAAGCGUUGUCAUGGCCCACGCAGACCACACGCGCGACCCAUGUCCUUGGGUAAUCCUAAGUGACUUUGGUGGUGCCUUUGCAAUGGGUUCAGUCGGUGGAGCUAUCUGGCACGGAAUCAAAGGUGCUCGCAAUUCUCCAAGGGGUGAACGACUAGUUGGUGCUAUUUCAACCGUCAAAGCUCGUGCACCGGUCACGGGAGGAAACUUCGGCGUCUGGGGUGGCAUGUUCUCCACUUUCGACUGUGCAAUCAAGGGGUGGCGACAAAAAGAUGAUGCAUGGAAUGCCAUACUCUCUGGUUUCAUGACUGGAGGUUGUUUGGCUAUACGAAGUGGCCCUAAAUCUGCGUUGGGAUCUGCUGUGGCAUGUGGUAUUUUACUAGGUGUAUUCGAGGGUGUUGGUGUUCUGCUGUCGCGAGUGUUUAAUGAAGGUGCAAGACCACAACUACCCCCACUGCCAGAAAACAUGACUCCUCAACCUACGCACUCAUAAGACAGAUUGCAUUAGACGUAUCUUACUUUAAUCGAUUUACCCAUCUCUACAUUAGAGGUCACCCGUCAGAAAAGGAGAGUGCUUGUAUGCCUCCCUGCACCCUCCAAAGUUGCGAACGAUACUAAUGCAGGGGGUUGAGGGAACAACCAGCAAAAACUACA
Pisolithus orientalis is the source of this 777-nucleotide messenger RNA. RefSeq names its product mitochondrial import inner membrane translocase subunit Tim17/22. Gene Ontology annotation, cellular component: TIM23 mitochondrial import inner membrane translocase complex; mitochondrial inner membrane. The transcript is spliced from 5 exons. Gene Ontology annotation, biological process: protein import into mitochondrial matrix. The coding region runs from base 137 to 616 and encodes 159 amino acids. Gene Ontology annotation, molecular function: transmembrane protein transporter activity. The record is from RefSeq and is a predicted model, not a curated record. Lineage: Eukaryota; Fungi; Basidiomycota; Agaricomycetes; Boletales; Pisolithaceae.